GGGGGCCCACCGCCUCACUUACCUAUAUAUAUGCGGAGCACUCCCCUGGUCCUCCCUCCUCCUCCCUCUUCUCUCUGGUUUCAUGCAAUCGCUAUGCUCUCAGGAUUAGGUUUUGCUCUGUCCUUCUCGGUGCAGUUGCAGAGAUAAUCGAGUUCUGGCGCGAGCUGGACACAUAUCGAAAAAGGCUUUUCAGGAGAAGAAGGCCUCAUGGAAAACCUUUAUGGCCACAACUCGCGACUUGCUAAGAUGAGGGCAUUAACUGGAAAUCUUCCCGUGAUCAACACGCGCACAAUGGACAGUAAUCUGCUGCAGGGGAGAGGCCGCCAAAGGCAUUUCCAGAUGAAUCAAAACAUCGAUACAUAUUCACCUAUCAUCAAGUUUCUGUUAAAAUCUCCAUCAUCAGCUGUGGAGAACAACGAUUCCAUCUCACCGGUUAUGGUUAAUAUGGAGGAAGACACACUGGUGGUGGAUGGUGUCUUACUGGCAUCGGAUUCUGGAGGAUCCUCUUCGGGUGACAGUCGGCACAAGAGGGCAACUUAUCGAGCAGGAGAGGAGAAUUGUCUCUUCUCUUAUGGAUCAAGACGGCAUCAUGUUCAUGGAAAAGGAGAGCAGGCGCAGCGGUUCUCCCCUUCUGCCAUGAAGGUCAACCCUGAGGCGAGCAGAGCAGUAUUCACAAGAGUAGAAAUGGCAACCACCACAACCAACAGACCUAGACAAAUCCACUACUCUUCCGGCAGAACAAUGUGCCCUCGCGACUGGUCACCGCAGGAUGAUGGCAUUCAGAUCACUUUACCUUGUCAUCCCGGUGUAUCGCCAUCAAGGGAAGAUGUAGAUACAUACAUUCAACAUUUUCUGGAUGGCCAGUCUCAUACUACAAAGAGGUUGCCGGUCUUCAAUGAAAUACGCAGCCCAUAAAGCUCCACUUUGUUUGUGCCAACCCCCAGCACCUGUUUCGAC
Rhodamnia argentea is the source of this 957-nucleotide messenger RNA. RefSeq lists its product as uncharacterized. The record is from RefSeq and is a predicted model, not a curated record. Bases 208 to 915 code for a protein of 235 amino acids. The transcript is spliced from 5 exons. Lineage: Eukaryota; Viridiplantae; Streptophyta; Magnoliopsida; Myrtales; Myrtaceae.